Molecule: messenger RNA, 1330 nt
Organism: Micropterus dolomieu (smallmouth bass)
Lineage: Eukaryota; Metazoa; Chordata; Actinopteri; Centrarchiformes; Centrarchidae
Product: histamine N-methyltransferase-like
Exons: 7
Coding region: 69-941 (290 amino acids)
Molecular function (GO): N-methyltransferase activity
Source: RefSeq, a predicted model, not a curated record
ACUCUGUAACUUAAGAGUGGGGAAACUCUUUUUCUGUCCUUACUCUCCACAUAUUUAAGAAAUCAGUCAUGGCUGCAGAAGCGAAGCAGACUUGUUACGAGGGCAGUUCUGUCCAAAGCUUUCGGUUCUUCCUAGAACAUUCGGGAGAGCACCAGGCUAUUCUCCAGCGUGUUCAUGACAUCCUGCCAGGAGAAUUUAAAAGAAUUGGAGCAGGAAAAAGCAGCCUGGAUUUUCUUGGUGUCGGAAGUGGUGGAGGGGAGUUGGAUGUCCAGAUGCUCACUCUACUGCAGUCUAUAUUCCCUGCUGUCCCGAUCACUGCGGACACUGUGGAGGGCAGCUCUCAGCUCACAGACAACUUCAAAGCUUUGGUAGCAAAGACCACCAACCUUCAGAAGAUCCCAUUUUGUUGGCAUAUCAUGAAGUGCGAGGACUAUGAGAAGCAAGUCAAAGCAAAGGGUGACAUGAAGAAAUUUGACUUCAUACACAUGAUUCAGAUGAUCUACUAUGUGGAUAAUCUCUCCACUACUAUCAAGUUCUACCACAGCCUUCUGAAGAACAAUGGCAGGCUUAUGAUAAUCAAUGAAGCAGCUAAUGGUGGCUGGGACAUCCUGUGGAAGACUUACAAGAAAGAGCUCUGUGUCGACGCAAUCACAGAGUACCGCUCCUCAGGAGAGAUUCUUGCCUGCCUGAAGAGCCAGGGUCUGAAAUACGAGGAACACGUCAUUCCCAACACAUUUGACAUCACUGAGUGCUUCAAUCCGAGCAGCCAGACUGGACAACGUCUGCUGAAUUUCAUGACAGCAACAGAUAACUUCUACCAGUCUUUCACCCCAGAGAUCAGAGCUGGCAUAUUGGAUCUUCUCAGAAACAAGUGCAGCACUGAAAAGGACGGCAGGGUGUUGUUCAACAGUAACUUGAGCUGCAUACUCGUUUAUGCUUGAGUAAGUGCUAUAGAAAAAUACAUUCAGAUUUCUCUUCUUGCGUUCACUUUACCCUGCUAUUUGAUCAGAAGUACAGUGUAUUUGCCUGUUGCUAAGAUUAAUUUUACUAUGUGCAGUAGUUUCAGUCUAAUUAGCUUAUGUUCACCAUGUACUCUUGGUACGACCCGUGAGGUUCGUAACAACUCUAUGGUCCAAAAUGAUCAAUAAAAACAAGACAGUUGCUCUUUUGUGAUUAAAAUCACUGCCCCAGACUGUUCGUGCCUUACAAAACAUUAAAUCUUUAGAAAAGCAAUUAUAUUCAAACAAUUCUAGACAUGCAUGUGAAGAAGUUCAGUAUUCAGUUGUGACCUUUCAUAUUAAAGCAGCACUGUGGACACCUUUGAAAAGCA